Molecule: messenger RNA, 1689 nt
Organism: Amborella trichopoda
Lineage: Eukaryota; Viridiplantae; Streptophyta; Magnoliopsida; Amborellales; Amborellaceae
Product: cytoplasmic 60S subunit biogenesis factor REI1 homolog 1
Biological process (GO): ribosomal large subunit biogenesis
Cellular component (GO): preribosome, large subunit precursor
Molecular function (GO): zinc ion binding; nucleic acid binding
Source: RefSeq, a predicted model, not a curated record
AUGUUCAAGCCCUUCUCUCUCUCUGAAGCAUUUUCAAAGAAACACGCAAAGGGGAAGGCAGCUCUCUCUCUAAGCCUAAGGGAGCCAUGCCCGCGUUCACGUGCAAUGCUUGCAACACUGAGUUCGAAGACGACGCUCAGCAGAAGAUCCAUUACAAAUCUGAAUGGCACCGUUACAAUCUCAAAAGAAAGGUUGCUGGAAUACCAGGAGUAACCGAAGCAUUGUUUCAAGCUCGACUAUCGGCCCUUGCGGACGAGAGGACAAGAUUGGAUCAAACGCGUAUGAUAUAUAGUUGUGCUCUUUGUGGAAAAGAGUAUAGAAGCUCCAAAGCUCAUGCUGAGCAUCUCAAAUCACGAAGCCAUGCAAAGGCUUCUCAGACCACAAAUGCUACAGUUUCAGGAAUCACAGUUAUUAGACCACUUCCUGAUCGUGGGUCCAACAAAUCCAGUCCUCUUAAUGGGGAGCAAGACAUGGAUGAAGAGACUGAAGAAAGUGAAGAAGAAUGGGAAGAGAUUGAUCCCAAUGAAGUUGAGGAGGUGACACAGUCUCUUGAGAGUUUCGAUGUGACUGAUUCUGGAGAUGGUGAAAUUGGGGAUUGGGAUCCGUCUCGUUGCUUCAUUUGUGAUCUCAAUCCAGAUAAAACCGUAGAAAGUUGUGUGGAGCACAUGCAUAAGGCCCAUGGUUUUUACAUCCCUGAUGCUGAGUACUUGAAGGAUCCUCAGGGCCUCCUUAAAUAUGUUGGUCUUAAGGUGACUAGAGAUUUCAUGUGUUUGUAUUGUGAUGAGAGGCGGCAGCCCUUCCUUAGUUUGGAAGCAGUGAGGAAGCAUAUGAUAUCAAAAAGUCAUUGUAAGCUGCCUUAUGGAGAGGGAGGUGAUGAAGAGGACACAGAGUUGGAAGAAUUUUAUGAUUAUAGCAGCAGCUUUCCAAAGGGGAGUGAUAAUCAAGUAGUGGCCUUGGAUGAGAGCCAUGGCAACAUUGAGCUUGGAUAUGGAGGUGCUGAGCUUGUUAUUACUAGAAAAACAGAGAAUGGGAAUUCGAGCAAGGCUCUUGGAUCUCGUGAAUUCCUUCGCUACUACCGCCAGAAGCCACGUCCAACUUCAGAAAGGGAUGCUGCUCUUGCUCGAGCAUUAGUUUCAAGGCAGGUAUCAGAACAUGGGUGUGGUGACUGUGCAGUCAAAAGAACGAGUUUUGAGGAUGAAGGUUUUGAAGGAGAUGCACAGGUCAGGAGUUGAAGCCCUCCGUACAAGGGUUGGAAUGAAGAAUAAUGUGAUAAGAAAUCUCCCCAAGAAUGUUCCAUAUUGAGCUCUUUCAUGUGAGUCUACGUCUCUCCUUAAGGUGUUAAUAAGGAAUAACAUGAUCAGGAAUAUCUUACAUAUUGAGCUCCUUCAUGUGUCUCCCCCUCUCUAUAGGUUUUAUGUGACUGCAAUUCAAUCAAAAGGCCUUGCAUGUGACACCCUCACCGUCUCUCUCUCUCUCAAGAGUUCUCAUGGAAGCUACUCUCUCUCCCUCUCUCUGGGUGUAUGUAUUCUUUCAUCUGUUAUGAAUUUCAGUCUUCCUUAUGGUUUUCUUUUUCAUUGUGGAUUUUCCAUUCUGGUAUGUCUUCCGUAUUAACUUCACAAAUUGACUCUUACAACUGUAAGAUGAAGCAUUUCAUUAUUGAUACGUAGUAGUAGCACAAAGGGUUGUUUA